AUGGAAGUGGAGUAUGCUAGGAUAACGAAAUACGUACAUACAGAAGGCCUGAGCAGCGGCUGUGAAGCGAGUGGUGUUAGAGAUGAAAUCGCUAGAGAUUAUGCUGCGUUACAGUCACGCCUUCGCAGGGAAUUCUCAGACAGACAUCCAGGGAAAAUUGAUGUUAUGCGAGGGCUGAGACCUGUGGCUACUGAAGACCAGCUUUCAGCCGACUACCACAAUAAGCUGAAGGAAUGGCGGAUGAAGGGUGUGAAACAACCUCCGCCCAUACCAGCCCGGAAGGACCUUAGCGAAGACUUCUUGAAAAAAUGGGAUGAUUGGACUCGUAUGAAGGAAACUAAUUCAGUUCCCACGUGGGAGGAGGAAGCGAAACCUGACGAAGUGUUGGUUCAGACAUCGACUGGCCUUUUCAAGUUUCACGGAAUCUCGCGCUCCUUUACAAGAAAACUUCACGAGUGGGAGAAAUCUCGAGGAAUAGCUCCAGAAGCCUCCACAUCCGCCCUAUUACAGGAAGCAAAGGCGAGGAAUAAGGUUCCCGCUGCCCUAACUCGUACACAAAGUGACGGCAGUGUUGGUCCCGUGUUCGCUGGCGGAAGAGUUCAUGCGAGCAGUCUGAGCGUUAACGAUGCUGAAGAUUUAGAGAAUUUGCUUGAUGACGAAGAAUGUGAAGAUGGUAACGCUCGAGAAGCCCUCCUAAUAGAGAUAGAGGCCGAAGAGGUGUGCACGGCUGCCCCUUUAGUAGCUGUCUCACCACGACAUACACCACAAAAACCUGUUUAUACGUAUGGCCCAGCUGAAGCUCGUUUACUGUGUGAAACCACGUCUGCGAUCACCGGAACUGCUGUUGUACAAUCGAAUGGCUCUGUCAUGAUUUCAGAUUCACGGAUAAUAAAAACAAAAGAACAAACCAUAAACCAUAAAAUUAUCCGAGAACAGUCAACUACAGAAAAAACACGCCGGAAGAUUUCAAGACAAAAAAGUCGCGAAGAAGACGCAAAAUUUAUUAGAAAGACCAUUGAGGAAAUUGAAAGAGGUCCUCUCAAAGAUGUUUCUGAAACUGAAACGGUUACUGAAGCUCAAUCCAUGAGCAAAAGUAUAAGUGUAAAAAGUUUGAAGAUGGAUAGUGCUAAAGAACAAAACGAUAGUGAUAAAGAUGAAAAACGUAAUAACGGUAAAAAGAAAAAAACAUCUAGAGCCAGAUUGGAGAGGGAACUAUCGAAGCCGUCUGAAACUGAUACAGAACCAGAAGUAGAUACAGUGACGGUAGAAAUACCGAGAAGAAAGAAAAGACCGCGAAGACAGUCUGAAAAGCCCAGAACUCCUCCCACAUCGCAUCACUCGGAUACAGAAGGUGAAGUGUUCGUCCUAAAAAUUAAAACUCAAGAUGUCCACGACAAACCACCGGAAGUUAUAGUGAAGACCACACGCAAAAUAUUUUCACCAAUUGUCAGAAGUGGAGAGACAAUUCCCCGAGCAGUAAUACCAGUAGACGUAGAAGAGUUAGAACCAAGCCACACUAAAUUCGCUCAGCCAGUCCACGACUCGAAAACUUCCUUGCAAUCUAAAAGCUCUGGAAAAAGUUCUGGAGAACUUCAAGAUGAUGAGCAGAGAAAGAAUUCGAGGCCACCCCUUCCUACUUCUCCGACAUCGCAACGAAAGAAGGAAACUGCACCGGCUAUUAAAAUUAUGAUUCAACGGUAUAAUAAAAAAAUUAAUGAAGCUCCACCUUCCGGAGGAAGUAGUGGCACCACAUCUCCGUUAUGGAGAUCUCCAAAAUCUGAAAGAAAACGUCCUCCAGAUAUGCCUGUAGGAGUUAAUAUAAGAAAUAACCCAUUCCUAGAAAGAGAAGUCCAAAAAUCCGCCAGCGCGUGUCAAUUAUCGCAAGAUCAAAUAUCAGAAAAAUGUUUGACACCCGCAGACGAUGGAGUUUUGAAAUCCCACAGCGCGAACACAUUACAUCCUCAAAACGAAGAAAUGGAAGAUAUUCACAUACGAGAAACUACACCAAGUAUGGAGACAAUUAUACCACGAAGGGAAAAAAUACACCAGAAUCUGGAAGAUAUCAACCAGAAAUCUGAAGACAUGUUCGAUAAACCGGUAUUAAUAAACCCUAGUUUUAUGAGGUCCAUAUCUGCGGUUGAAGAUAAUUGUACGUUAAUUAGGAUGACAUCCCGAGCUGCCAGGAUUAAGGAAGCAAGGGAACGGUUUCUUUCAUCUUCUCCUUCUAUGAGAAGAGAAGGGACAAGUUCUGCGAGUGACUUAAGACCAGGUGAUCGGUCUAGUCAAGUAAGCUGUGAAAGCGAUGCAGCGGAGGGUCAAAGUUCAAAUCCAGACUCACCACUGGGCCGUAGUGCUUCCACGGGAAUGGUAAACGUAGAGAGGGAAGCGUGGCAGAGAGUAGCUCAAAAUGGUUCCAGGCGUGAACGCCCUAGAUCCAGAUUUAGCUUAGCUCGUUUAGCCGCUAAGUUACGGCGAAAGGAUGAAAGCGCGGUUUCAAGAUUGUGUCGACAAAGCCUUUUUGUACAAUUAAGGAAUAAACAAUAA
Molecule: messenger RNA, 2544 nt
Organism: Pieris macdunnoughi
Lineage: Eukaryota; Metazoa; Arthropoda; Insecta; Lepidoptera; Pieridae
Source: the annotation of a GenBank genome assembly